AGUGAGGUGUCUGGGAGGGCUUUUUUGUACUGGUGAGCCUGGGAAGGGAUUUGCAGCCUCAGUACCAUACAGCGAUCUCAGUACGGUGCGGACAGCGUUGGGUGGAGGCUGCUUCAUGGUGCUCCCAGUCCUACCUUUGUUUCAGGGAUCUCUGUAACGAGAAGGGAAGGAGCAUUUUAUCCCCGACUGCAGAAAGUGGAUACUAAAACCAUGUACCUUACAGGAAGCGCCCUGCUGAUGCUCCUAGCAGCUUUGCAGAUCUCUGCAGAGGGUGAAGACCCCUCACCCUGCAAAGCUGGGUUUACGAAGGACGUGUACCAUGCCGUGGUCGCAGAGAGGGUGUCCGAAGGCCAGCCAAUUAUAAGCGUGAGAUUUGUAGACUGCGGCAGAGGCGAACGCCUGCGGUAUGACAGCAACGACCCGGCCGACUUCCGAAUCGGGGAAGACGGAGUGGUCUAUGCCACAAGGAAUUUGCCUGUGCCUGGCACAUAUGCGAAGGUCCUGGUGAUCACCGUGCGGGACUCAGACACGCAGGACUUCUGGCAGACGCAUGUGAAGCUGACCCCCAGGAUGGAUGGAGCGCCGCAGCCCGGGACGCACGGAGGUGCAGUGGAAGGUCCCCAGCGACUCCGCCAGAUCGUGUUCCCGCCUCUGAGUGGCGCCCUGAAGCGAAUGAAGAGGGACUGGGUCAUCCCCCCCAUCAACGUGCCUGAGAACUCGCGGGGCCCAUUUCCCCAGGAGCUCGUCAGAAUCCGGUCUGACCACGAUAAGAGUCGUCUGCUGCGAUACAGUGUCACGGGACCCGGAGCCGACCAGCCCCCGACCGGAAUAUUCAUCAUUAAUCCCAUUUCGGGACAGCUGUCCGUGACUAAGCCCCUGGACCGUGAGCAGAUAUCAAACUUCCACCUGAGGGCACACGCCGUGGACCUGAAUGGGAACCAGGUGGAGAACCCCAUCGACAUUGUCAUCAAUGUGAUUGACAUGAACGACAACCGACCCGAGUUUGUCCACCAGAUCUGGAAUGGGACAGUCCCCGAGGGUUCCAAACCAGGCACCUUUGUGAUGACAGUAACGUCAGUCGACAAGGACGAUCCCAACACAUCCAAUGGGAUUUUACGGUACAAGAUCCUCUCCCAGAACCCAGAAACUCCCAGCCUCAACAUGUUUACCAUCAACAACAAGACGGGAGGAAUCAUCACAAUGGCAGCUGGACUCGACAGAGAGAAAGUUCCACAGUACACACUAAUAAUUCAGGCAACCGACAUGGAAGGAAACCCAACAUACGGCCUUUCUAACACCGCGACCGCUGUUAUCAGAGUCACAGAUGUCAAUGACAACCCUCCUGAGUUCACUGCUGAGACUUUUUACGGGGAAGUGCCUGAGAACCGAGUCAACGUCAUCGUCGCCAACCUGACCGUCACCGACAAAGACCAGCCCAGCACUGCCGCGUGGAACGCAGUGUAUAAGAUCACUGGAGGCGACGCCACGGGCAGGUUCUCUGUCCCCACAGACCCCACCACUAAUGAGGGCUUGGUUACUGUAGUCAAGCCUAUUGACUAUGAGACAAGCAGGACGUUUGUGCUAACUGUGGUGGCGGAAAAUGAGGUGCCCCUGGCCAGAGGCAUCCAUCUUCCUCGUCAGUCAACUGCAACUGUCUCCAUUAAAGUUAUUGAUGUGAAUGAGAGUCCUUAUUUCGAGCCGAAUCCCAAACUCAUGAGAAUGGAAGAAGGCUUGCCAGCAGAAUCGAUGUUAACAACCUUUACGGCCCAAGACCCUGACCGUUUUAUGCUGCAGACGAUCCGGUACUCCAAGCUGUCAGACCCCGCUGGUUGGUUGAAAAUCGACCCCAACAGCGGCCAUAUCUCUACAAUCGCCAUCCUCGAUAGAGAGUCGCCUUAUGUGAAAAAUAAUUUGUAUAAUGCGACGUUCCUGGCUUCUGACAACGGAAUCCCACCAGCUAGUGGUACCGGUACACUCCAGAUCCAGCUGCUGGACAUCAAUGACAACGCGCCUAGCGUGUUCCCCCAGGAGGCCGAAAUGUGCGACAGGCCUGAGCACACCGGCAUCAAUAUCACGGCUGUGGACGGCGACCUCAACCCCAACGCUGGGCCUUUCGCCUUUGAGCUCCCCAACAAGCCAUCAGAUGUGAAAAGGAACUGGACAAUAACUCGCCUGAGUGGCAACUACGCUCAACUAAGCCUGAAGAUCGGCUUCCUGGAGAGUGGGAUCUACGAGGUGCCUAUCACCAUCACAGACUCGGGGAACCUGCCCAUGUCCAACACGACCUUCCUGCGUGUCAAAGUGUGCCAGUGCGACCACAACGGCGAUUGCGUGGAUAUUGAGCGCAUCGUGGCUGCCGGACUGGGCACCGGGGCCAUCAUUGCCAUCCUGCUCUGCAUCAUCAUCCUGCUCAUCUUGGUGCUGCUGUUCGUCGUGUGGAUGAAGCGCCGUGACAAGGAGAGACAGGCCAAGCAGCUUCUCAUCGACCCAGAGGACGACGUGAGGGACAACAUCCUCAAGUACGACGAAGAGGGAGGCGGAGAGGAGGAUCAGGAUUACGACCUGAGCCAGCUCCAGCAGCCGGACACGGUGGAGCCAGACACCAUCAAGCCCGUCGGAAUCAGGCGGCUGGACGAGAGGCCGCUGCACCCUGAGCCGCAGUACCCAGUGAGAUCCGCAGCGCCACACCCUGGAGACAUCGGUGACUUCAUUAAUGAGGGACUUAAGGCCGCAGACACCGACCCAACAGCUCCACCCUACGACUCCCUGUUGGUGUUUGACUACGAGGGCAGUGGAUCUACAGCAGGCUCCUUGAGCUCCCUCAACUCCUCCAGCAGCGGGGGCGAUCAGGACUAUGAUUACCUCAAUGACUGGGGUCCAAGGUUCAGGAAACUGGCAGACAUGUACGGUGGAUGUGACGACUAAUGGGUGGCUGGAAGGGUGAGAGUGGGGGUUGCCGUGGGCAGGGGUGAGCAGGCAAAAUGGAAGUCGCACUUUUUUUUACGGGACAAGUACAGCCUCUAAAGAAAAGAUAUUUCACGAAGAGUGAACAAAAAGAAACAACGAUAAUGAACAACCACAAAAGCAGCAACAAUGACAACAGCAAAAACUCUGGCUUAAUGAUUUAGUCUCCUUGCAGAUGUGCUUGUCGAGGGCUUCAGUAUAGACCAGCCUCAGCCGAGAAGGAUCACUGGCAAAACCAACACCGACUGAGUUAUUGAGGUUAAGAGAGCUAAGUUACACUUGAAUUUCACAGUACAGAAGCACUGGGAUUUUAUGUGCCUUUUUGUACAUUUUUGGAUCCGAAUAAUUAGUUUUACGUUAAAGGCUUUAACGGUACUGACUUUUGGAGUGAUUUCGAUAAUUACGAAAGUAUGUCAAACUAUGGUAUGCUCCUACAUGCUUUUUUAAUUUCACCAUCCUGUCUUCUGUCGGAUACAGUUACUUAAGUGAAUAAUAGAGACAAAAUAAAUGAAAGUAUCUUUGUUAGUUUGGAUGGGCAGAAACAAAUGGGAACAGAAGUGUACAGUGCCCUAGUCUUUUAGAUAGAAUUUUUCACUAAAAACAUUAAACUUAUGCAGCUGGUUGCAGAUAAAGGGAGUCAUGAAUCAUUCUGUAGCGGAAAUAAAUUUUUGUUUCUUUGAAGUGAUAUAGUACAUUUCAGAAACAUUAAAUUUGUCCUAAUCCAUGUACACUUUAUUUGCCUUAGUCAUACUCUGAUUUAAUUUUUACGCCACUGUAAAAAUAAUGUGUACAUAUUUUUUUUCCUUCAGUUUUUUUUUGGCUUAGUCUACAAUGAAUGAAGUUCCAAACUUGUAUAUGUAUAAUUUGAACUAAAGUUGAAGUUUUUUUUUUUUUUUGCAUGUUUUUUUCAUUAUGAAAAGGUAUUUCCAAAAUUUAUUUACAAAAUGAAAUGACAUUUACAGAACUGGGUGAGUUGCAGCUAUGAGAGAGAGCGAGAGAGAGCGUUUUGUAAAAAAAAAAAAUAAUAAUAAUAAAAUAAAAAAAAAAUAAAAAAAUAAAAAAUAGAAAAAAAUCUUAUCAGCACAACUGUUUCAAUUCAUACCAAAAAAAAUGAAAAAAAAAGAGAACUGGGGAAUAGGUAUGUCGUGACACAUGAAGCACUAACACCAGAAACAGCUUUAAGACUUUAAGAUGGUUUUUGUCAGUAGCUUUGUGGAAACUAUGUACCAGGCCUCAAAUGAUACUCUGACCCCAAGAAUCUGAAUAAAAUGUUAAUUUUGGAGCUA
This is a messenger RNA of Brienomyrus brachyistius, 4250 nucleotides long. RefSeq names its product cadherin 2, type 1, N-cadherin (neuronal) (gene cdh2). Lineage: Eukaryota; Metazoa; Chordata; Actinopteri; Osteoglossiformes; Mormyridae. The transcript has 16 exons. The record is from RefSeq and is a predicted model, not a curated record. The coding region runs from base 211 to 2925 and encodes 904 amino acids. Gene Ontology annotation, biological process: cell-cell junction assembly; calcium-dependent cell-cell adhesion; regulation of axonogenesis. Gene Ontology annotation, cellular component: lamellipodium; neuron projection; postsynaptic specialization membrane. Gene Ontology annotation, molecular function: calcium ion binding; cadherin binding.